AUGGCAAGAGAUUGUUUUAAUGCAAGUCCUAAUAUAGAUCUAAAGUUACGUCUUAUAGGAAGAAGACAACAUGAUGGAAGGACAUAUAACCUACCUACCGCUUCUGAGGUUGCUGCUUUAAUUGUUGGUGACAUUGGUAAUUCAAUUGAUAAUAGAGAUAUCAUCGUAAAAACUAAAUCAGGCAGUCUACAACGUAUAAAUGAAUUGCAUCCUGCUUACCUUGCUCUUCAAUACCCACUGCUCUUUCCUUAUGGGGAUGAUGGAUAUCGAGUUGACAUCCCUCAUAGAGGUGUUACGUGUUCAACGAAUAACAAACGAUGUAACUGUACAAUGAGAGAAUUCUUUUCUUAUAGGAUUCAAGACAGAGUUAAUAUUUUCUCAUUAAUUCUGAAUUCAAGAAGGCUUUUUCAACAAUUUCUGGUUGAUGCUUAUACGAUGAUUGAAAGCGAGAGGCUAUAUUACAUACGAAACCAACAAAAAGUUCUUCGAUGCGAGUCCUAUGAAACAUUACGCAGCGUGAAAAACAAUGGAAAUACAGAUAUUUCGAAUAUUGGACAGCGUGUGAUAUUGCCUUCUUCUUUUACUGGUGGUGCACGCUACAUGAUGCAAAACUAUUUAGAUGCCAUGUCACUUUCUGUUUAUACGGUGGAGUUUCAAAAGCGCGGCCUACCUCAUGCUCAUAUAUGUCUAUUCAUGCACUCUGAUUACAAGCUCCCAACCGUUGAACAUAUUGAUCGUGUUAUUUCUGCUGAAAUUCCAAACAAAGACGACGAUCCAGAAUUGUAUGCACUUGUCAGCGAGUUCAUGAUGCAUGGUCCUUGUGGUAGUGAUAAUCCUAAAUGCCCAUGCAUGAUUGAUAACAAGUGUUCAAAAAACUUCCCAAAGACAUUCACAGAGCAUACUUCGGUUGAUGAAAAUGGUUAUCCAAUAUAUAAGAGACGUAAUGAUGGAUCUUUUGUUGAAAAGUCUUUGUGUUAA
Molecule: messenger RNA, 978 nt
Organism: Lactuca virosa
Lineage: Eukaryota; Viridiplantae; Streptophyta; Magnoliopsida; Asterales; Asteraceae
Source: the annotation of a GenBank genome assembly